AUGAGGAGAGGUGGGUUUGCACUUAAACACAUUGAAUCAUCCACAUUUGUUGUAGAAUAUCGUGGAAUACUGUGCCAAAGUAAAUAUGUUGAUGACAUUAAAGGCAACUACUUGUUCGAUUUCACAUGGAAUGGAGCACAUUAUUGCAUAGAUGCUUCAAAAGAGGAUGGAUCGCUAGGACGACUGGUGAACGAUGAUCACAAAAAUCCAAACUGCAAAGUCAAGACGGUUGUUGUUGAGGGAAAGCCGCACCUGUGUCUAUUUAGUCUAAGAGACAUUUGUCCAGAUGAAGAAAUUACUUACAAUUAUGGGGAUUCCUCUUGGCCCUGGCGUUCAGUAGAAUUGUGUGAUGAGAUAUCGGUGGCCGUAGAUGAAUCCAUUGAGGGUCCUUCCUCAUCAAGAAAAGAGAAAGAAUUGUGUGAUGAGAUAUCGGUGGCCGUAGAUGAAUCCAUUGAGGGUCCUUCCUCAUCAGGAAAAGAGAAAGAAUUGUGUGAUGAGAUAUCGGUGGCCGUAGAUGAAUCCAUUGAGGGUCCUUCCUCAUCAAGAAAAGAGAAAUGCCAUCAUGAAGUUCAUUGCGCAGUAAUAUCCAGUUUGGAUUCUUGUGUAAAUUGCAGUGGACCCGUUUCUAGUCGAAAAUGGCUUGGCUUAACAUGCAAAUUGUGUUCAAGAUCAUGGCACAAAACCUGCUUCAUGAAGAAUGAGAAAUCGAUGGAUGUUACAUUUUCCAGUUCUGAAGAAAGCAGUUCUGAUGAAGAGUAUACUCCUCACGCUGAAAACAGCAUUGAUGAAUCCUCUGAUGAAUUCAUCCCAGAUUCAAGACAAAACAGCGACAGUCUAACUAUCAAUACAAGGAAUCCACCAUAUUGUAAGACCACUCAACUAUUUUCAGAGUCUAAGAAGGCAGAGAGUGUGUCUCAACCCACUCACUGUUCAUCCACUGAGCAAGAUAUGGUUAGUGACAAAUCCAGCUCUGCUCAAGAUCUCGUAUGUAAUGAUCACGACACUACCACAAGGAAUAUGGAGAUGCUUCAGAGUUUUAAGAAAACACCAAAAGAGUCUUGUGAUAAACAGUCAAACCUCAAAGACACUUUUUCCACCCACAAAAAUUACUGUUAUGUGUGCAAGAAACCUCAGUCUAAAAUUGCCCGUCACUUUAAAAAGCAUGAAGACAGUGAAACGGAAAUUGCGGCUGCAUUUCUGCUUCCUAAACACUCCAAGGACAGAAAAAGGUUACUUGAGAAGCUUCGAAACAGAGGCAACUAUGAACAUAAUCAAGAGGUUAUGGCGAAUAAGAGUGGACCACUGAAGGUUAGAAGACGACCAGUAAGAUCCGAGAUCGAAUUGAGUACCAAAACAUACGUGCACUGCAUAUACUGUAAAGGCCUGUUUGUUCGCAAGGAGUUGUGGCGCCAUACACGGAGAUGUUCUUCAAAGAUUUGUUCCGAGUCUGAAGCAACUGGUAAGGCUAAAGUUCUAGUUUUGGCUGAUAUUGCAGAGUCAACAUUCUCUCAAGCAAUCUCUCCUGAAGUGUGGAAAAUCUUGGGAAAUAUGAAGAAUGAUGACAUUUCAUCUGUUGUUCGAAAUGAUUUUCUCAUACUGCAGUUGAGUCAGAGUCUUUACAACAAACAUGGAAGUGAUCCAACAAAAUUUGAAUACAUCAGACAGAAGGUACGGGAAGUGGGCAGACUCUUGCUAAGCAUGAAAAAAAAAUUCUCCAUACUUAGCUUUGAAGAUGCUUUGAAGCCAAACAAUUUUUACAAAGUCAUUGAGGCCGUGAAAGAUGUUGCUGGUUAUGAAGAAAAGAGCCACUCAUAUAAGACACCAAGUCUUGCGCUAAAGUUAGGACAUUCACUUAACAAAAUUGCUGACAUCAUUCUCUGCAGGGCCAUCGCAGGAGAGGAUGAUGCUCUGACGAAAGCAGCAGAGCGAUUCAAAAGACUUUGCUCAAGUGAAUGGGCAGAACAUGUCUCCCAUGCUGCUCUUGCUACUUUAAGCAAAUCAAAGUUCAACAAACCAUCUACCAUACCAUUCACACAUGAUGUGCAGCUUCUCCACCAGUGCCUAGAGAAGAAAUCAGCUGAUGCUUUUGAAAACCUGAAAAACCAAGAGUCUUCACAGGCAUACGCAGAACUCGCCAAAGUGACACUGGCACAAGUAAUCAUCUUUAACCGGCGUCGUGCAGGAGAAGUUUCAAAAAUGACACUUGAGUGUUUUAUGAAAAGAGACCAAACUGAGCUCCACGAGGACAUAGCUCUUGGUCUGUCUCCGUUUGAGCAAAAAAUGUCCAAGCAUUUUAGCAGAGUAGAAAUAAUGGGCAAAAAAGGGAGAAAAGUUGCUGUUCUGCUAAGCCCUGAUCUUGUUGGAGCAAUACAACUUCUUGUGGACAAGAGAGAUUCAUGUGAAGUAGAUGGGGACAACCCCUUUCUAUUUGCAAGACCAAAGUGUUCAGCCACCAGUUUCUUCAGGGGACAAGACUGCAUCAGGCUUUUUGCAAAUCAGUGUGGUGCCCAGAACGCUGAAUAUCUCAGAUCUACACAACUUCGUAAGCAGGUUGCAACAAUGUCCCAGAUUCUUAAUCUUAAGGAUAAUGAGCUGGAUCAGCUUGCCAACUUUUUGGGCCAUGACAUUCGGGUCCAUAGAGACUAUUAUCGGUUGCCAGAUGCAACUAUAGAAAUUGCAAAAAUCUCAAAGCUGCUUCUGGCAAUGGAGAAAGGAACCCUUGCAAGUUUCCAAGGAAAGUCUCUUAGUGAAAUUGAGAUUGAAGAUGAAAUUGAUCCUGAAUUAGACGACGAAGAAGAAAGUGAUGAAGACGGCGAAGAAUCGGAUUCUCUCCAUAGAGUAAAUGGAAACAAAAAGAGGGUGGACCAUGUAAAGUCGACCCAGGAUGAGGAGAUUGAAAGUUCCAACGGAAAACAAAAAAUGUCCCCCAAUGAACCAGUCAGCUCCACAGGAAAACGAAAAAUGCCCCCAAAUGAGCCUGUCAGCUCCACAGGAAAACGAAAAAUGCCCCCAAAUGACCCUGUCAGCUCCACAGAUGCCAAAUCAAGGAGAAUUGUGAAAAGGCCAUGGACUGCUAAUGAAGUGAAUGCCGUUAUGAAACAUUUUAAAGUCCAUAUUUCAAAGGGACAUCUCGCAACAAAGGCAGAGUGUGAGCAGUGCAAGGCUGCAGAGGACCCUGUGCUAGCAGAAAGAACUGUACAAAACAUAAGGGAUUUCGUGAGGAACCGAGGUUUGAUGUUGAAAAAAAAUAGUUCUUAGACAGAUCAUGGUCACCUUCUUUUAAGGUUUGUUGCUUUUGUUACUGUUAAGUUUACAAGUUAAAUGACUGGCUGACUAUUGUUCUCUUGUUAAAACUUUAAAAUCUCUCAUUUCCAUAGUUAAACCCAGAUCGUCCUUACAAUACUAUUUACAUAUUUACAUACACACACCUAACUAACACCCGAUUGAGAAGAAGAUUUGGGUUAGCUAGAUAUCAUUCACAUAUACGCACCUCGGAAACACUUAAUUCCUGUCCAUGUUAAACCAAAAUUGUCCUCAUAAUCAGGUAUUACUUAGGUGUGUGUGUGUGUGUGAAUGUACGUGAUUGAUGUCCAGUUAAACCCAAAUUGUCCUCACAAUUAGGUGUUACUAAGGUGUGUAUGUGAUUGUCCAUGUAAACCCGAAUUGUCCUCACAAUUAAGUGUUAUGGAGUUGUGUGUGUGUGUGUGUGUGUAUGUGAAUGAUGUCCAGGUAAACCCAAAUUGUCCUCACAAUUCAGUGUUACUAAGGUGUGUGUAUAUGUGAUUGUCCAUGUAAACCCGAAUUGUCCUCACAAUUAAGUGUUACUGAGUUGUGUGUGUGUGUAUGUGAAUGAUGUCCAGGUAAACCCAAAUUGUCCUCACAAUUAAGUGUUACUAAGGUGUGUGUGUAUAUGUGAUUGUCCAUGUAAACCCGAAUUGUCCUCACAAUUAAGUGUUACUGAGUUGUGUGUGUGUGUGUGUAUGUGAAUGAUGUCCAGGUAAACCCAAAUUGUCCUCACAAUUAAGUGUUACUAAGGUGUGUGUGUAUAUGUGAUUGUCCAUGUAAACCCGAAUUGUCCUCACAAUUAAGUGUUACUGAGUUGUGUGUGUGUGUAUGUGAAUGAGGUCCAGUUAAACCCAAAUUGUCCUC
Molecule: messenger RNA, 4149 nt
Organism: Paramisgurnus dabryanus
Lineage: Eukaryota; Metazoa; Chordata; Actinopteri; Cypriniformes; Cobitidae
Source: RefSeq, a predicted model, not a curated record